UUACGCGAUACUACGGCAGUUUUAUUUUGAAGGGGUCAAUAUUCACUUCCAGUUGAAGAAGACAGGAGAAAGCCUGUGUGGCGUUUUAAACCUUUGAGGACAUGGCAGCCAAUGGAGCAAGCUGUGACCAGUCUCAGAAACGUGUGAGAGCGAAAGACAAACACAAUGGGAAGGCUAUGGUAAGAGAGAGACGACAUAAAGAUAAAGAGGAGCGAAUGUCACUGGUGUUAUGGAGAAGGCCAGUCACCACACUACAAUACUUUGUUCUAGAGACUUUCAUCAAGCUAAAGGAGUGGACGAUUAAGCUUUGGGAGCGACGAGUUGCAGUGUUGUUACUACUAGGGUCAUGUUCUGUAUUCUCCAUUCUCUACUCAAUGGAAGGAACGCACCAAUCGUAUGUUCAGUACCUGGAGAGGAAGUUCUUAUGGUGUGCUUACUGGGUGGGAUUAGGGAUCCUGUCUUCAGUUGGACUUGGCACUGGCCUUCACACUUUUCUUCUCUAUUUGGGUCCACAUAUAGCAUCUGUAACCUUGGCAGCGUAUGAGUGCAGCUCCACAGAUUUCCCAGAACCGCCAUACCCAGACCAGAUCAUCUGUCCUGAUCGUGGAGGGUUGGAGGAAAGAUUACAGGGUUUUGUCACAAGAGCAAAACUAGGAGUCCAGCAUAUAGUGCAGAAAGUGGGAUUCUUUGGGAUCCUAGCAUGUGCUUCAUGUGUGUGUUUCAGAUCCCAACCCUCUUUUGACUUGGCUGGAAUAACCUGUGGUCAUUUCCUGGUUCCUUUUUGGACAUUCUUUGGAGCUACUUUGAUUGGGAAAGCCAUCAUCAAGAUGCAUAUACAGAAACUUUUUGUUAUCAUUACCUUCAGUAAGCACAUAGUGGAGCAAAUGGUGUCACUCAUAGGAUCUGUGCCUAAAGUCGGUCCAUCGCUCCAGAAGCCUUUCAGUCAAUACCUAGAAGCACAGAAGAACAAGCUGCACCACGCUGGGGGCGGGGCAUCAGAGGACGACCACUGGCUGUCAUGGGUGUUUGAGAAGGUGGUGCUGGUCAUGGUUGCCUACUUCGUCAUUUCCAUCAUCAACUCCAUGGCUCAGAACUACGCCAAACGGCUGCAGCACCAGCAGCACAUUGAGGAGAAAACCAAGUAACGAGACAAAGCGACACAAUCAUCCACGUGACUGUUCUUACUCCUGCACUCAGCCUUAGUCACUUGAAACUUAACAACCCCCACCUGUGCGUCUGUGCACGGUCUGUCCCUCCUCAGAUUCUGUAGAUCUUAAUCUCAUCUCAGUUUUUUUGUGUGUACGUGUGCGUCAAACAGUUGGUUGCACUGCUGAUCUUAACAUGUUACUUUAACUCAUUGACCUCAGAGGUAAAGCAGCAGCUCGAUGGUGACUAGCAUCCUUGGGCGGAGCCUGAUAGACGCUAUGCCUUAUGCAAGACGGGAGGCGCCAGCUUCCCGUGAAUACAGUCCAUGACUUGUAACUUGAGUUUUAUUUAAUUUUUGUAACAUCUACACACUAAUGGAUCUUGGUUUGGUUUUUACACUGUAGUGUGCUGACAACUGCUUUGGUCUUAUUGGUUCAGGUUUUUAACUGUCCUCAUGGUUUUUGUUGUUAAACAAUAAGACCAUAGGACUUUAUUUUCUGGAAUAGUUGGAGGAGGGAAAAAUAAAGCAGCUGGAGGGGGAGAGUAAAAAAAAAGAAAAGCAAUAUCAUAUUAGGACAGUGAUAUUGAUGGCUUUGCACAUUGUGUAAAUAUUUUUCUUAUAGUGUGUGCAGAUUUAUUUCUAUUCUCAAGCUCUGUGGACAUGAAUCAACUUAAACCAAAACAACAAAAAAGUGACAUCAUUUGUAAAGUGAAAUUGUACUGUCGGGUAAUUAGUCCCAUUUCUAUUCUGUACAUGUAGGUCGAAGCUCGGAACAGAUGACAUAUAAAUCAUAUAAAUCACGGU
Thalassophryne amazonica is the source of this 1951-nucleotide messenger RNA. RefSeq names its product vacuole membrane protein 1-like. The transcript has 11 exons. The coding region runs from base 102 to 1145 and encodes 347 amino acids. The record is from RefSeq and is a predicted model, not a curated record. Lineage: Eukaryota; Metazoa; Chordata; Actinopteri; Batrachoidiformes; Batrachoididae.